Messenger RNA from Suillus subalutaceus, 1124 nucleotides. Its product is annotated as UbiA prenyltransferase family-domain-containing protein. NCBI's taxonomy places the organism in Eukaryota, Fungi, Basidiomycota, Agaricomycetes, Boletales, Suillaceae. The record is from RefSeq and is a predicted model, not a curated record. Gene Ontology annotation, molecular function: transferase activity, transferring alkyl or aryl (other than methyl) groups. The transcript has 8 exons. Gene Ontology annotation, biological process: ubiquinone biosynthetic process. Gene Ontology annotation, cellular component: mitochondrial inner membrane. Bases 53 to 955 code for a protein of 300 amino acids.
GUACCUGGCCCUCCGUUUCACUUUUUUCCCUCCUUGCACACUUCAAGUCACCAUGCCCUCCAAGGCAAGGUCAUUGGCUGAGCUCACCAGGAUUCACUGGUUUCCAGUGGGAUGUGACUUCAUGUUCUGGCCCUUCGCAUGGGGCUCCCUGGCAGCGUCAUACCAUGUGGCAUUACCCAUGAAAGAAGUUGCCAUAAAUACUUUGUUCUAUGCAUUGUUGGGCACACUGGUACAUAGUGCAGGCUGUGUCAUAAAUGAUAUGCUUGAUCGCGACUUCGAUCGCAAAGUUGAACGUUCGAAAGGCCGACCGAUCGCGUCGGGAGCUGUCACUAUGACAGAGGCCUCGAUUCUUCUGUUCGUGCUCGUUGCUGCCAUCUUUUACAUGUUUUCGACCGCUGGCACUACGGCUUUCACACUGGGUCUUGUUGGACUCCCUGCUUGUGGCGGGACAUACCCACUGAUGAAGCGUUGGAUGUAUUGGCCGUCUUUGUACCUCGGUUUUGCUGCUAGCUGGGCCGUCCCAUACACGUGGGUGGCAAUUACGGGUGAGUUCGAUUGGGGCAUGAUCCUGAACGUCGCAGUUGCGUCGUGCUGCUGGACGUGUCUUUACGACACUAUCUACGCGUGCCAGGACAAGAAAGACGACGAGAAGGCCGGAGUCAAGUCCAUGGCGGUCCGUCUGGGCGAUGGCAUUCGUUUGGCAUUGAGCGUAUUUGAUGUGAUAUUCUUUGCGUGUCUUCUGUGGGCUGGGUACUUGAAUGACCAGCACCUCCCGUUCUACGUGAUGAGCGUCUUUGCGCCCUUCUUCCUCUGUCUCUGGCACAUAUGGUCAUUUGAUCACAACGAUCCUAAAGAUAGCUGGGAGAAAUUUACAGCAGGCCGCCAUGGUGCAGCGUUGGUUUGUGCAGGAUUGGUCGUUGAUCAUUACUUCAAUCUUGCGUCUCUAGCCAUCUGAGCAUGCACUUCGUCUUGGGCUGGAUUCAUGGUGGCGCCGUCAACAAUCACAUUGAUGCGCACACUCCAGUGACCUUGAGCUUGGGUGUUUUCUGUUGGGGUGUUCCUUAUGUUUUCUCAUCAUUUUUAGACAACUGAUUCGCUGGUGUAAUUAGCAUGAACGAGUACUU